GGCAGCCAUUUUCCUGCUGGACGCCGUGUUCCCACCAUUGUGUGAGAGAUAGUAAAUACUGAAACUGCUAGACAACCAUAACAUUUAUUUCCUUGCGAAAAAACAUUUAUAUUCACGUCAGUAUAACUAACUCGUCAUGGCUCGUACCAAGCAGACCGCCCGUAAAUCCACUGGAGGAAAGGCUCCACGUAAGCAGCUGGCCACCAAGGCUGCCCGCAAGAGUGCGCCGUCCACCGGUGGGGUCAAGAAGCCCCAUCGUUACAGGCCCGGCACUGUGGCCCUGCGUGAGAUCCGUCGGUACCAGAAGUCCACUGAGCUGCUUAUCCGCAAGCUGCCCUUCCAGCGCCUGGUGAGGGAGAUUGCUCAGGACUUCAAGACCGACCUGCGCUUUCAGAGCGCCGCCAUCGGAGCACUUCAGGAGGCCAGCGAGGCAUACCUGGUGGGUUUGUUUGAGGACACCAACCUGUGCGCCAUCCAUGCCAAGCGUGUCACCAUCAUGCCCAAAGACAUCCAGCUGGCACGCCGCAUCCGCGGAGAGCGUGCUUAGAUGCCGCCCUUCUUUCUUUUCUCUUUACAAUGUUUCAGCUCUAUUCUCUUUUUUCUUUACCUCUAACUGUCCUCACCUUCACUCCUUCGUUCCCCCCGCCCUUCCAUCUCACUCCUCAGCCCCCUCUCCCUGUAUUCUUCUUGGUAGACUUUAGAGUAACGGUGAUUAUGAUGAGAUAGAAACGUGUUUGAAAAGUCUCGUUUCUCAUAGUUUUUGUCUUCAGCAGAUGCUUUAGGGUACCUUUUUUGUGCAUGUAGUAGGUGUCGCUGAUCAGACA
This is a messenger RNA of Salvelinus sp. IW2-2015, 824 nucleotides long. RefSeq names its product histone H3.3A. NCBI's taxonomy places the organism in Eukaryota, Metazoa, Chordata, Actinopteri, Salmoniformes, Salmonidae. Gene Ontology annotation, cellular component: nucleus; nucleosome. The record is from RefSeq and is a predicted model, not a curated record. Gene Ontology annotation, molecular function: DNA binding; structural constituent of chromatin; protein heterodimerization activity.